Pimephales promelas (fathead minnow) is the source of this 3214-nucleotide messenger RNA. It is a transcript of the gene tapt1a, whose product is annotated as transmembrane anterior posterior transformation 1a. Gene Ontology annotation, biological process: positive regulation of cilium assembly. The record is from RefSeq and is a predicted model, not a curated record. Lineage: Eukaryota; Metazoa; Chordata; Actinopteri; Cypriniformes; Leuciscidae. Gene Ontology annotation, cellular component: endoplasmic reticulum membrane; ciliary basal body.
GCGACACUCAGACUGAACCGAUGAUGAUGUUUUCACAGAAACCGAGGCCUCGUUUGUUAUUAGACACGUCAUUUUCACGUUAACAACACAAGCUUGGAAUCGCGGCUUCAUCUGGUACACCCAUUUUUUCUUGACACAAGCUCUGACGCCUCGGUUUAAAUGUCACAUCACUAACUGCAGCGAUAUCGAGGAAGACAAACGUAUUUAGUUCGGCGGCGAAUAUGACGGAAACUCUCGGAUUUUACGAGAAACCCGCCGUUAUAGACGAGCACGAGCACUCAGACCUGGAUGACUCUGACGAGCCGUCUCUGUUGAGGUUCAUGUGUGCCGAGAUGACCAGGGGUUACUUCCUGGAGCACAACGAGGCCAAGUACACGGAGCGGAGGGAAAGGGUGUACACCUGCAUGAGGAUCCCCAGAGAGCUGGAGAGGUUGAUGAUCUUCGGGGUCUGCCUGUGUCUGGAUGCCUUUCUGUACGUGUUCACUCUGCUGCCCCUGAGAACUCUACUGGCCUUCCUGAGGGUGCUGACGAUACCCUGCUGCGGCCUCGGCGCUAACGUUUGCCCUUAUUGCAGACGGAGCAGUGGCUCUCGGUUCCUGCAGCCGGCUCAGGUGUGUGACCUGCUGAAAGGUUUAAUCAUGGUGCUCUGUUACUCCAUGAUGCACUACGUCGACUAUGCUAUGAUGUACCACCUGAUCCGCGGCCAGUCGGUCAUCAAACUCUACAUCAUCUACAACAUGCUGGAGGUGGCAGACCGUCUGUUCUCUUCUUUUGGGCAAGACAUUCUGGAUGCUCUCUACUGGACGGCCACUGAGCCAAAGUCACAGAAGAGAGCCCACAUUGGAGUCAUCCCUCAUUUUUUCAUGGCUGUCUUCUAUGUCUUUCUGCAUGCCAUCCUCAUCAUGGUCCAGGCCUCUACUUUAAAUGUGGCCUUCAACUCGCAUAAUAAAUCUCUGCUCACAAUUAUGAUGUCUAACAACUUUGUGGAAAUCAAGGGAAGUGUGUUUAAGAAGUUUGAGAAGAACAACCUCUUUCAAAUGUCUAACAGUGAUAUCAAGGAACGGUUCACCAAUUACGUAUUGCUCCUCAUCGUGUGCCUGAGAAACAUGGAGCAGUUUUCAUGGAACUCAGAUCACCUCUGGGUUCUGCUUCCUGAUGUCUUCAUGGUCAUCAUGUCUGAGAUUGCGGUUGACAUUGUCAAGCAUGCCUUCAUCACAAAAUUCAAUGACAUCACUGCUGAUGUCUACAGUGACUAUAAAGCCAGCUUGGCCUUUGAACUUGUCAGCAGUCGACAACAAAAUGCCUACACAGACUACAGCGAUUCAGUGGCGAGAAGGAUGGGCUUCAUUCCUUUGCCUCUUGCUGUACUGUUGAUUCGGGUGGUGAUGAGCUCAGUGAAGAUCCAGGGCGCUCUCUCAUCUGUCUGUCUGCUCCUCUUUUAUCUUGGAUUGAUAACACUGAAAGUCUUGAAUAGUAUAGUUAUUCUGGGAAAGUCCUGUCGAUAUGUGAAAGAAGCUAACAUGGAGGGUAAGCUGUUUGAAAGACCGACUGCUCAAACCUCAAAGCAAACUCCCAAGAAAGCCAACCCUGCCAAAUCUCCCCCACCCUCAGCUGAACCUGAAGUUCAGCAGCCCUCCACCUCCAUCACCAAACAGCCGACCCCCAGGGUGAAGCCUUUUCCCCCGGCUCCACCCCUUGUAACUGUGGUGGCCAGUGAUCCGCCACCAGAUUCUCCCCCUAAACCAGAGGAGAGCAGCAGCGAGACACCACAAUCUACUGAACUUAAACACAGAACCACAAAUAAAGAUCUGUUGGAGAUCGACCGCUUCACAAUAUGUGGCAACCGAAUCGGGUGAACUUUAACCCCAUCACCACAGUAACUGCUCAGGAACGAAAGUCGAGGAGACUCAGGAGUAUGAGUCUCACAUAAUUGCGAGGGGCUUUCGAGUGAGUUCUUCAGAGGUUGCUACUAUUUAUCGCUAACUUCUAUUCCUGUGGAAUAUCUAAGGAAUCAGAUUGAGUACGUAAAGCAUUUCAAAUCAAAACAAAGACUCUGUUCACCCUCGGCAGGCUGGCACAUCACAUGGACUAGAAUCCAGUAAAUGUUGCUCUAGGAUAUGUUUGUCUCGAUUUUUAUCCGAGACGGAACAUAUUGAACAAUAAAUGAGGCAUGAACGUCUUACAAACUAGACUCUUCCCACUCAAAAUGAGUAGAAACUAAAAAACAUGAAUUAUAUAUUUAUUUUUGAACAUCUGAUUCAGAUUAAUAGAUGCAUUUCUAUUUAUUGACACUUUUGGCAUAGAAUAUUAUGCUAAACAGAUUUGCCAAUAAGCUGCCAUUAGAUUUGCUCAGUCUGCCAAAUAAUUGUUUUUAGAAGUUGUAAAGGUGUUAUUUGGUUUGAUAGAUUACUGUGUGUUUUUUCAUUGUCUAUUUAAAAGAAAGAGAAGGUUUGUCUAGCCUAACACCAGGCUGCUUGAUAAUUUAGCUCUAGAUAAUAUACAAGGUGCCAAUCCAGCAGACUUAACUUUGCACUGAUUUGCCAUAUUGUCUUAAGCGGUACAGAGUAUUUUUGUUUUGUUUAUGAGUAUGAUAUUGACCUGUUUACACCAGCUAUGAAAGAGCAAUUAACUGUUUCAUAUGAAGUGAAACAUAAAAUAGGAGUGUGUUUUUUUUUUCAACUCAUCUGUGACCAAUCAUAUUGUUUGACCAAUAUAAUGAUUUUGUUGUUUUAAAUGUAAGUAAAUUAUUAUAGAGUGAUUAAUAGUUCAAUGUCAUGUUUAUAGUAUUUUAUAAUGUUGCAUAGAAGUUGAUUUAGCAAUGAGCAAAAGCCUGUGCAGCCUGUCAAGAAUUUACCUCCUGUAUACAGUCAUGUGGUGCAGUGGUACCCAAAGCCAUGUGACUUAAAUGGAUAUUCCGUCGUUCUCUUUUGACUGAAACUCUUUUUUAAUUAACUUAAUAGAAGUGUUCCUGCCAUAUUUUGAAAGUUGUGUCAUUUUCAUUUCAGUAUAUUGUAUUUUGUUCUGUUAUCCUUGUAAAAAUUGGAAGACGAAUUUUGAAAAGAUUCUGAACAGGGUUGCACAGGUUGUUAUUCUUAUUGUUUUUAAAAUGUACCGUAAGGCUAAAAAUUGGUUUCAUACGUAAAGGGUGACGACGACUCAAAUUUUUAUGUAAUGCCAUUUUUGGGAUGGCAAAUAAAAGUUGUUUUGCAAUUUG